GCUCGCACCAGCCCGCCGCCGCGAUGCCCCCCUCCCCGGCGGCCGCGGCCGCCUCCGGCACCUCCCACCUCGCCCUCCUCCUCCUGCUCUCCUCCUCCUCCCUCUUCUUCCUCUACAAGUCCAUCGCCCUCCGCCGCCUCCGCCGCACCCUACGCCCCUCCCCUUCCCCAUCCUCCUCCUCCCCCGCCGCCGCCGCCGCCGCCCCGACCCUCCUCUACGCGUCGGCCACGGGCACCUCCAAGGCCCUGGCGGAGCGCCUCUCGGCCCGCCUCGCGGACGCCGGGCUGCCCGCCCGCGCCACCGACGCCGCCGCCUUCGACCCGGACGACCUCCCCUCGGUCCCGCUCCUCCUGCUCGUCCUCCCCACCCACGACGCCGGGGCGCCCCCGCCCGGCGCCGCCUUCCUCGCGCGCUGGCUCGCGGAGACCGCCGCCGACUUCCGCGCCGGCGCGCUGCUCCUCUCGGGCCUCCGCUUCGCCGUCUUCGGCGUCGGCUCCCGCGCCUACGGCGACACCUUCAACGCCGCCGCCAGGAGCUUCUCCCGGUGGCUCCGCGCGCUGGGGGCUGUCGAGGUGCUGCCCGUCAGGGAGGGCGACGUGGAUGAGGGGGACCUCGACGACGUCUUCGAGGAGUGGUGCGGGAGGGUGCUCAGGGUGGUCAAAGGGGAGGAGGUUGAGGACGAUGCGGUCGAUGGAGAGACCAAUGGAUUUGAUGGGCUGGAAGGGGAGGAGUCCGAUUAUGAUGACGAUGAUGACGAGGAAGAGGAGGAGGAGGUGGCUAGUGGGGAGGUUGACAUGGAGGACAUUGCCGGCAAGGCGACAGCAAAGAAGCAGAAUGGGAAGGUGGAGAGUGCUUUGCCCAAUGGAGGGCAGAAUGGUGCGAGGGCCAUGGUCACGCCCAUCAUCAGGGCGAGCUUGGAGAAACAAGGCUACAAAAUUGUUGGUUCCCAUAGCGGGGUGAAGAUUUGUAGAUGGACGAAGUCACAGCUUCGAGGUCGUGGAGGCUGUUACAAGCACUCAUUUUAUGGCAUAGAAAGCCACAGAUGCAUGGAAGCAACUCCAAGUUUGGCUUGUGCAAAUAAGUGUGUGUUCUGUUGGAGGCAUCACACAAAUCCUGUUGGGAAGAGUUGGAAGUGGAAGAUGGAUGAUCCUCUUGACAUUGUUAAUACUGCCAUUGACGAACACAGGAAGAUGGUUAAGCAAAUGAAAGGCGUGCCAGGAGUAAAGCCAGAGCGACUAGCAGAGGGUCUAUCCCCUAGACAUUGUGCAUUAUCUCUUGUUGGCGAACCAAUUAUGUACCCAGAGAUAAAUACUCUGGUUGAUGACCUACAUCGCAGACACAUAUCUACGUUUCUGGUUACAAAUGCUCAAUUUCCUGAGAAGAUCAAGGCUCUGAAACCCAUCACCCAGCUGUAUGUCAGUGUGGAUGCAGCUACAAAAGAAAGCCUGAAGGCUGUUGACAGGCCACUCUUUUCGGACUUCUGGGAGCGUUUUCUGGAUUCGCUCAAGUCCCUGCAUGACAAAGAUCAAAGGACGGUGUACCGACUGACAUUGGUCAAAGGCUGGAAUGUGGAAGAGAUUGAUGCAUAUGCAAACUUACUAAAACUUGGGCAACCUGAUUUCAUUGAAAUCAAGGGUGUAACAUACUGUGGCUCGUCAGCAACUUCAAAGUUGACAAUGGAAAAUGUCCCAUGGCACGCUGACGUUAAAGAAUUCUCUGAGGUGCUGGCAUCAAAAAGUGGUGGCAUAUAUGAAUUAGCCUGUGAGCAUGUGCAUUCGUGCUGUGUCCUACUUGCAAAGGUGGACAAGUUCAAGAUCAAUGGAAAAUGGCAUACCUGGAUAGAUUACGACCGAUUCAAUGAACUGGUGACAUCUGGAAAGCCUUUCAAGAGCAGCGAUUACAUGGCUGUGACGCCUUCAUGGGCCGUCUAUGGCGCAGACGAAGGUGGCUUUGAUCCAGAUCAAGCUCGCUUCAAGAAGGAAAGGCGCCAUGGAGCUGCAGCACUCAAAGGCUAAUCUUGACCAAUCUUGUCACCAUGCCAUGGGUGGGACGGCUGCUUCCUCCAGAGACUAACAUGUCUACCACAUCCCAGGAGCCAAAAUUUUGGAAAUCAAGAAUCGCAGAGAGUGGGGCUCCGGUGCCAUUAUUUUGUUUUGCUACAGCGUUUGCAACGUGUACCUCUGUUCUUUUGACCCGACGAUCUUCAGUGAUGUUCACAACUGAGAUUUUGAAAAACAGGUUAAAUGGAUACUUUUUUUUUC
Molecule: messenger RNA, 2261 nt
Organism: Triticum urartu
Lineage: Eukaryota; Viridiplantae; Streptophyta; Magnoliopsida; Poales; Poaceae
Product: flavodoxin family protein / radical SAM domain-containing protein
Biological process (GO): wybutosine biosynthetic process
Molecular function (GO): 4 iron, 4 sulfur cluster binding; catalytic activity; FMN binding
Source: RefSeq, a predicted model, not a curated record